AUAUUCUCACAUUCUCUAAAUUAAAAAUUCCUCUCUCGUAAUAUAAAUUAAGUCAAACUAUGAAUCAUUUGAUUCACAAACAGCAAAAUCCUGUGAGAUUUUGUCUCCCAGAGUCUGUUGAAAACAAUGAAACUCGCGAAGUUCAGGAGGACCCACCUUGAGGAGACACUCCCGGAGUGGAGGGACAAGUUCCUCUGCUACAAGCUCUUGAAGAAGCUCCUCAAGCACUUGCCCGCCACCGUGGCAACCAUCGCCGCGGUGGAUUCUCUCCCUCGCCACCUCGAGUUUCUGCCGGCAAAUGCACAUUUGGCCGUUGCUGAUGGAAGUGGCGAGUUCCAUCCCUUGGGGGAACUGUUCGUUCCGAUUCUGAAUGAGGAGCUAAAGAAGUUAAACGAUUUCUAUGUUGAUAAGAAGGAGGAGUUCGUUAUACGAUUCCAGGAGCUGAAAGGAAGAAUCGAGAGCAUCGGGGAAAGGAGCAGCAGUGGUGGAGUUUUUACUUCAGAGACCUUCAGGAAAGAAGUGAUGGACAUCCGUAAGGACUUUGUCACCAUUCAUGGGGAGAUGGUGCUUCUCGAAAAACAUAGCUGGUGGAAUUUUAGAGCGCUUGUCAAAAUUCUAAAGAAGUACGGUAAACGAACUGGAGGAGUGUUGCGUUUACGUUUCACGCAACUAGAUCACCAGCCUCUCUUUACAACAGAAACUCUCACGAGGCUAGUCCGUGAAUGCGAGGCAACUCUCGAGCUUCCCUUCCCAUUGGAAGCAGAAGUCAUUGAAGGUACAACAACCACACAAGACUCAACCCCUCCAGACAGAAGUCAUUCAAACCCACAAUCGAAUGAUUCGGCAAAUAUUGCAUCUGAGACACCUUCAAACAUGGAGGCAAACAUAAAUAUAUAUCGUGGAACCGUUGCUGCAAUGAAGGCCAUUCAAGGCCUUCAAAAACCAAGCUCCACUGCCGGUCCAUGGUCACUUUCAAAUCACUUUAGAAGCCAGGACGAGGAGAGCACUGGCGCUGUCAAAGUUGAAAUCUCUACUUCAAACUCUGUAGCGAGCUGGCAAAGCGAAGAGGAGGAUGACCAGUUAUAGUAUUAUCCAUCGGUUUCUGUAGUACACCCUCCGUUUCUGAUCAAGAGAACGACAGUGUACGUAACAGCGUUCAUCUUAUUAGUUUCAGCGUUGUCUCGUACGUUCUUGU
Molecule: messenger RNA, 1195 nt
Organism: Pyrus x bretschneideri (Chinese white pear)
Lineage: Eukaryota; Viridiplantae; Streptophyta; Magnoliopsida; Rosales; Rosaceae
Product: SPX domain-containing protein 4-like
Exons: 5
Coding region: 127-1086 (319 amino acids)
Biological process (GO): cellular response to phosphate starvation
Source: RefSeq, a predicted model, not a curated record